AUGGCUUCGAUCGCUGCAGCCGCGGCUGGUGGCCUAGCAGCCGCUUCCUACAUCAAUGCAAAGUACCAAAUUAGCCGUGAACUGGAGUCACAGAGGAGGCUGAAAAGAGCUGAGCGCAGUUACGCCAAAGCAGUCAAAGAAGAUCGAUUGUCGCCCUGGUACAUACUGGCCGACGUAUGCAAGAAACACCCCAACAAACGAGCUGUCUGGUCACGAGCAGGAAGCUGCACAUUUCAGGAAUUCCAUGAUCAGACCGUGCAGUAUGCACAAUGGCUGCUCGAGCAAGGCGUACGGCCUGGCGAUUUGGUUGCGAUGUAUCUGCUGAACAGUGCGGACUUCCUUAUGAUCAUGUUUGCGACACUUUGCAUAGGAGCCGGUCCUGCCUUUAUAAACUACAACCUCGAAGGCAAGGCGUUAAUGCAUUGUCUUGCUGUUUGCGAAACCAAAAUACUGAUCGCUGACUCCGACGACGGCUGUCAGAAGAGGUUGAACGGGAGUCGAGGCGAAAUUGAGUCUACAGGCACUAGGAUAGUAACGCUGGACGACCCAUUGAAGCAGAAAAUCAAGUCAGGGCCGGUGGUUGUGCCUGAAGACAAAUAUCGGAACGGCAUGAAAGGCGACCAUCCUUAUUGUCUCAUCUAUACAAGUGGAACGACGGGACUGCCAAAAGGGUGUCCAUUUCUUGUUGCUAGAACGCACCUGCUAGGAUCUCAUCUCGAACCAUCCUUCGGCGCAGAACCUGGAAAGGACUGCUGGUAUAGCCCGAUGCCUUUGUAUCACGGCACAGGCGUUAUCACUAGCUCCAUUGCUCUCUUGGGAGGCAUUGGGAUUGCUGUCACUCCACGGUUCUCGGUGAGCAACUUCUGGCCUGAUGUACACGAUUCCGGUUCCACAAUGUUUAUCUACGUUGGUGAGACCGCCCGAUACCUUCUCAAUGCACCACCUCAUCCCCUCGAGCGGAAGCACAAGAUUCGAUUAGCAUAUGGAAAUGGGUUGCGACCCGAUGUAUGGAAAAGGUUCCAGGACCGCUUCAACAUACCCGAAAUUGGCGAGUUCUUCAACUCAAGCGAGGGAAUGUUCUCAUUAGUUGUUUGGGACAGAGGUCCCUACUUACAAGGUUGCGUCGGGCAUCAUGGUCUGCUAUACCGAAUGCUGUACCGCAAUAUCUACAUACCUGUCCUAAUCGACCACGAAACAGGCGACAUCUGGCGAGAUCCAAAAACAGGGUUUGCGAAGCGCAUGCCUUACGAGGAGGGAGGCGAGAUUCUCGUGGCAGUACCUAACAAGCAAGCUUUCGGAGGAUAUUGGCGCAAUCCCUCGGCGACAGAAAAGCGCUUUGCCACGAACGUUUUCAAAGAAGGAGAUCUAUACUACCGAUGCGGCGACGCCCUUCGAAGAAGCCCUGAUGGCCACUGGUACUUCAUGGACAGACUAGGCGAUACGUUCCGCUGGAAGUCAGAAAACGUGUCUACCGCCGAGGUUGCAGAGACAUUGGGCCGUUACCCCGGUGUUUCCGAAGCCAACGUCUACGGCGUUGUGGUACCGAGUCACGAAGGCCGUGCUGGUUGUGCUGCCAUACAUAUUGACCCGGCGCAUAGCUCUUCUCUGGACCACCGAGCUUUGCUGAAAUAUGCUAAAGAUCAAUUGCCUAGAUACGCAGUACCCUUAUUCUUGAGGGUAGUGAAGACGAGUUCGCACAUUCAUAACCACAAGCAGAACAAGGUUCCAUUGAGGAAAGAGGGCGUCGACCCCAAUCUAAUCGGCACAGAGGAAAAGAGUGGUGCGGAUGAUAUUAUCUUAUGGUUGAAGCCUGGCGAAACCAACACAUAUGUGCCGUUCGAGAGACAAGACUGGGACAAGUUGGUGAGGGGCGAAGUCAGGUUGUGA
Messenger RNA from Lithohypha guttulata, 1887 nucleotides. RefSeq lists its product as uncharacterized. NCBI's taxonomy places the organism in Eukaryota, Fungi, Ascomycota, Eurotiomycetes, Chaetothyriales, Trichomeriaceae. The record is from RefSeq and is a predicted model, not a curated record. Gene Ontology annotation, cellular component: cytoplasmic side of plasma membrane; lipid droplet; peroxisome. Gene Ontology annotation, molecular function: long-chain fatty acid-CoA ligase activity; very long-chain fatty acid-CoA ligase activity; long-chain fatty acid transmembrane transporter activity. Bases 1 to 1887 code for a protein of 628 amino acids. The transcript has 3 exons. Gene Ontology annotation, biological process: very long-chain fatty acid metabolic process; long-chain fatty acid import into cell.